Molecule: messenger RNA, 5041 nt
Organism: Pieris brassicae (large cabbage white)
Lineage: Eukaryota; Metazoa; Arthropoda; Insecta; Lepidoptera; Pieridae
Gene: Stt3B
Product: dolichyl-diphosphooligosaccharide--protein glycosyltransferase subunit STT3B
Exons: 16
Coding region: 112-2361 (749 amino acids)
Biological process (GO): post-translational protein modification
Cellular component (GO): membrane
Molecular function (GO): dolichyl-diphosphooligosaccharide-protein glycotransferase activity
Source: RefSeq, a predicted model, not a curated record
GCGAAAAGUCAAUCAAUUUCAUUAGAAUUUGGUAGUGUAUUGUUGGAAUUCAUGUAUGGGAAAAUAUUUAUUGGAUAUUUUAUUUAGUUGGUAAUCAUUUUUUUUACCAAAAUGCCGACAACAACUGCGGCGAAACCGGUAAAUGGCCAUAAUCAAGGAAUAUUCCACAACACAGCCGGCUUUAGCACCCUCAUCACGGUUACAGUUUUGACUCUUGCUUGGUUGGCCGGCUUUGCAUCCCGGCUUUUUGCUGUUAUACGAUUCGAAAGUAUUAUUCAUGAGUUUGAUCCAUGGUUUAACUACAGAUCCACGGCCUAUAUGGUGGAACAUGGAUUUUACAAUUUCUUGAAUUGGUUUGAUGAGCGAGCUUGGUAUCCUCUAGGAAGAAUUGUUGGGGGUACUGUGUAUCCUGGUCUGAUGCUUACAUCGGGUACCAUCCAUUGGCUUUUACAUGCCCUUAAUAUUCCAAUACAUAUUAGAGAUAUAUGUGUAUUUCUUGCUCCAGUGUUUAGUGGGCUCACAGCAAUAGCUACAUAUUUAUUGACAUCAGAGCUUUGGUCUAGAGGAGCUGGUUUAUUUGCUGCUUGCUUUAUAGCAAUUGUGCCUGGAUACAGUAGCAGGUCUGUGGCUGGAAGCUACGACAAUGAAGGAAUUGCUAUCUUUGCUCUACAAUUCACAUAUUAUUUAUGGCUAAAAAGUGUUAAAAGCGGCUCAGUCUUUUGGUCAAUAUGCACAGCACUAUCUUACUUUUACAUGGUAUCAGCAUGGGGUGGUUAUGUUUUUAUUAUAAAUUUAAUCCCCCUCCAUGUAUUUGUCCUGCUUAUAAUGGGAAGAUUCUCGCAAAGACUGUUUGUGAGCUACACAGUCUUCUACAUAAUAGGACUGGUAUUUUCAAUGCAAAUACCUUUUGUUGGAUUCCAACCUAUUCGGACUAGUGAGCAUAUGGCUGCUUCAGGUGUGUUUGCAUUGUUAAUGGUAGUUGGAGCAUUGAAAUAUUUACACAGUUUGAAUCCAAAAGGUGAAUGGAAGCAACUCCUGGUACUAGGCACGCUUGUCGCAGCUGGUGCCGUAUUUUUGGCGGUUGUGGCCUUGACUUAUAUGGGAGUUAUUGCUCCCUGGAGCGGAAGGUUUUACUCUCUAUGGGAUACAGGUUAUGCAAAGAUUCAUAUCCCUAUAAUAGCCUCGGUGUCUGAACAUCAGCCUACCACGUGGUCGUCAUUUUUCUUUGACCUGCACGUGCUGGUCUGCACUUUCCCGGUUGGUCUGUGGUACUGCAUAAAGAAUAUCAAUGAUGAACGUGUGUUUGUUGCCCUGUACGCAAUAAGCGCGGUAUACUUCGCGGGUGUGAUGGUUCGUCUGAUGCUGACACUCACGCCAGUUGUAUGUGUCUUGUCUGGAAUCGCAUUCUCCAUAAUUCUGGAGCUCGUCCUUCGUGAGGAUGACCCAACACAAGCCUCUGUCGAAACUGAAGAGUCCAAGAAUUUGUAUGACAAGGCGGGCAAAGUAAAGAAACGCGUCCCAGAACCAGCGCAGACGCAAGAACAGGGGCUGGGAUUAUAUGCACGUCCCGGCACCGUCAUAGCCUUCAUGAUAUUACUCAUGCUGUUCUCCGUACAUUGUACUUGGGCCACUUCGAAUGCUUACUCCAGCCCCAGUAUAGUGCUCGCCAGCUAUGGCAACGAUGGAUCGCGAAGAAUUUUAGAUGACUUCAGGGAAGCCUAUGGAUGGUUAUCACAGAACACGGCUGAAGAUGCAAGAAUUAUGUCCUGGUGGGAUUACGGAUAUCAGAUAGCUGGAAUGGGAAAUCGUACAACACUAGUGGACAAUAAUACAUGGAACAAUUCCCAUAUUGCCCUUGUGGGUAAAGCGAUGGCGAGUAAUGAGAGUGCGGCCUAUGAAAUUAUGAGCAUGCUUGACGUCGAUUAUGUGUUGGUGAUCUUUGGUGGAGCUAUUGGAUACUCGGGAGACGACAUUAAUAAAUUCAUAUGGAUGGUUAGGAUUGCUGAAGGUGAACAUCCCAAGGAUAUACACGAAGCCGAUUAUUUCACUGAGCGUGGAGAAUACAGAAUAGAUGCGGAAGGCUCUAAAACUAUGUUGAAUUGUUUAAUGUAUAAGUUGUCCUAUUACAGAUAUGAUAGUGGUGGAAGUCCACCAGGCUAUGAUAGAACACGAAACGCGAUGCCAGGAAAUCGUGGUUUCAAACUAACUUACCUCGAAGAGUCGUACACUACGGAGCAUUGGCUCGUUAGAAUAUACAGAGUGAAGAAGCGAGACGAAUUCAACAGACCGCGUGUUCCGCUCGCAAAGAGAACUAUAUCAACAAGCAACUCUAUAUCUAAAAAGGCGAGGUCAUCGCUAUAACCCGAUGCAGAUUAACACGCUUGCGUACGAUGUAGGAUCUAUGACGUCGAAGAGAAGAAAAGGUCUACUUAAAAAUAAACCAACUGUUGUCAAAGGUAAGAAGAUGAGACUAGAGUGACGUAAAGCCUAGUUUAGUUGUCAUUGGAGAUGCGUUAAGCUUUGUAUACAGUCGGAUACGCUUACGAAAAACAUAGAACGUUAAUUUUGGCAAUAACCAGGCAGAUCUAUAGUAUAUGUACAAUCUAGUCAUAGAGACUGGAGUGAAGUGUCUUGCUGUCAAGUAAAUUCAAGGGCUAGUAAAUAAUUUUCGCCUUAAUUAUUUUAAUUAAAGGAUAUUACUACUUUUGACAUUUUGUUAGGUAUUUAACAAAAUUCAAGCGGAAAAUCUGCAUGUUGUACAAUCACCCCAUCACAUUUCAGUCCAUUCUCAAUGACUUUGGAAACAUGAUAACCCGUUAUAGCAAUAAAUAAUGUUUUUAGCGUAUGUAUGGCAACACUGACUACAGUGACAAUGACAUGUGACAUGUUUAAAAUCAUUUUUUGCAAUAAACAAUUUUUUUGUCUAUGGACAACAUGCAAACAUGUGCAAUUCGAAAAGUUUUAAUAUAUAAUUACGUAUCAGCAUAUAAAUCUUUUUGUUUAACUAAAUUUUAUUUUUUAUAAGCUAAUUCAAGUAUAGAACAUAAUUCGACAUAACUUAUAAAAAUAUUGUUUUUAAACUCUAAGGCUGCGUCUCCAGCCGCCGACUGAAUGUGUCCACUGAUAUAGUAGGCGCGCGUAAGGCUGCAUAUUGCAUAGAGCGCAAAACUAGCAAACUGAACAUUCGUAAAGUAUAUGGAAAGGCAUACUAAACCGAUACGCUAACUUAGUCGGCGGUAGACAGUUCGCCAACUUGGGACGCAGCCUUAGAAAUGUACAAAAAAUGUAUGGUGCCAAUUCUGACGUACAGCUAUCUAAACUAGAAAUUAAAUAAAAAUUUAACAGCCGGCGUUCUAUUAACUGAUAAAUAAUAAAUGUUAAAAAAUUUCCUUUUAUAUAUCUUUCUAGUUUGUGUAAAUGAAAAUUAGCAUCAAUGUUUACUUGAGGAAAUUUGGUGAUAUAAUCUGUAUCUGUGUUUGUGAUAUGUAGACUAAUGUAAAGAUACGCAUCUCCCCUGAUUAUUUAUUUAAACCUAUGUGACUGACACCAAUUUUGUCUUUAGUCCAUUAGAAUUGUUAGGAGUUUGUUUAAUUUUAACGGUUUGAAAAUCGAUCACUUGGUCAUUGUGCACAAUAUUACAAAAUUUAGCUUAACACGAUUACCAUUACUGCGAUAUUCUUCAAGAUCUUAUUUUUUGCGUCUAGAACUUUAAUGAACGAAAGAAAAAACAAUGCGCCUAAUAUACCUCCUUGGUGCACCUUUUAUGUUACAGUCAUGCCAAUGAUCAUGUCCUCGAUAUAUUUGUAGUAAAAGUGUGUUAAUGCAGGAAUGGAGAACACGCUAAUUAGGACCUUUUGCAUUUAUAUUAAAAGACAUUUUAAGAAUACCAGAAUUAAUAUAGAACUACGUUUAAUAUAUGGCAAUAAUAUCGUCGUUUUAACAAUUAAUGUCCUCUGAAAUGAAAAGUAAAAAUUAUGCAUUUUUUAAUUGCAUUGGUUAAGUGAAAAAGUACCUACGACUUUUAACAUUUCCACAAAUGAUCUUUGUGUUAAAAAUGUUCUCCAUUACUGAUUAAAUGACAUAACGCAAUUGCGUCCAUUGUAUAUUAAUUGAUAGUUUAGAUUCGUUCAAUAAAUGUGGCCAACUAGCUAAUAUCCGGGUUUUUUCUGCGAUAAGAAAUUCAAUUCAAAAUCGCGACGUAGUUAAGUCAUUGAAAUCGGUCCAGAAGCUUCAUCUGAGGACGUGUUUGCAGAGUUUCACAUUUAUUUUUGUAUAUUUAGAUGUUAGCAAUUUAUUCGCAAUUCAAAAGUACAGUCGUACAAUUGUUCACAUCUGAAGAACCCUAUUUUGAGAAACGUAAUUAUCAGGUACAUUCUUAAUCCCGUAGGCACAUUGUACGACGGUUAAUAGGCACAACUGGCUUAUUCGUAAUGUUUAAAGUGCUUAAUUUUUCUGUAAAUUUCGUAGGAACGUUAGUACUUAUAACUUAAACAGUGUCAUUGGUCGUCAUAUAUGGGUGGGACUGCAGUUAAACAUUUAACCAAUAUUUUGUCUUUGUAAACGUGUUGUUUCGUUAUAUCUUAACACAGAAGAUCAUUUAGAAAUAAAUACUUACUGUCUUUUUUAUACAGUGUCCCUGCGCAAAUACUUUAAAAAUCGUUAAUAUUAUAGCAUACCAUAGUAGUUAAUUAUGGAAAUUCGUAUUUAAAUUCAACCCUUAAAAAUUUCAUGAUUAUCUUGUAAACUGUGACCGUGACACCACCUUAAUUUAUAGUUAGAUAUUUUUCGCGUCUCUGGUAUGCUUUGCGUAUUUGUAGCAUCUUUUAGAAAUAAUGUUUUUUAAUUUUAUUGUUUCACAGCACUUAUUGUUUUCUUGUGACAGAGAUUUAUAUUCUAGACUAGGUGAAAUGUAAUUUUCCGUUGUUCACAACUGAAAAUGUCUUUUUGAGCGGCCACACUCGUGUGUUUAGUCCAACUUUUUCUACAUCAGAAUUGUCGUUGUAUGUAUACAAUGUGUCCUAAUAAAAGUUGAUGAUACAAA